CCCCGCACUCGCUGCGCUAUUUCUACACGGGGGUGUCGGAGCCUGGCCCGGGGCUGCCCGAGUUCAGCACAGUCGGGUAUGUGGACGGGCAGCUGAUCAGUGACUACAGCAGCGAUCGGGGGACUGAGGAACCACGCGCGGAGUGGAUGGCGCGGAUCGAGGACCCGGAGUACUGGAAGCGGCAGGCGCAGAUCUCACAGGGCAAUCAGCUCUCGUUCCGAGCGAGCCUGAACAACCUGCGCGGGCGCUACAACCAGACCGGGGGUGAGUGCGGGGCCCGGUCACUGCCCGGACCGGACACGGGGCUCGCGCUGCGGGGGGGGCAGAGGGGCUCCCUGGGGGCUGGGGGGUCG
Molecule: messenger RNA, 353 nt
Organism: Chrysemys picta bellii (western painted turtle)
Lineage: Eukaryota; Metazoa; Chordata; Testudines; Emydidae
Source: RefSeq, a predicted model, not a curated record